ACCAAACCCGUAUUCAUCAUGACGUAUAUCGGAGGUACAAUACACAGCUAGGUGAAUCUCUGGAGACAGUUCGGCGCGUUUGUUAAACCUGCCUUCACAUUUGGGUCCAUUGGAGGAGAGGUACGCCCGGGCCUCCAGCAACGACUUAUAAGGCCUUCCCCUCCCAACAAACGCCUUCCCCUCCUUCCGCAACCACCACCGUUACUUCUUUUUCGAAUCCAUAAUCAAUCUCUAUCACCAUGAGCAUCCUCUUCGCCACCAAGGUGGUAGUGGGGCCUCACGGCCUCACAAUGGGCAGCCUCAAGGCUCCCAUGGGCGAGGGAUCUCGCCGUGAGACCGAGAAGGUGCUCCUUUCGGAGCCCGGGACUGGCCUCGAGGAUGAGGCUCAAGAGGCGCUCAGCGCCAUGGAGAACCGCCUCCGCGCCGCCCUCUUUGGCUGCGGUGCCGACUCCCCCACCCCCCUCCGUCCGAGGCCAAUUGAGCUGGACGCCGACGUCGUCGCAAUUGAGCUGGCAAAACAAGGCUUCGACUUCGAUUACGCGCGCACUUGGGCUGCCGAAAGGAUCCACAUGCUUUGGGCGGACUUCACUGCCGAAUAUCAGGCCAAGUGGGAGGCAGAGAAAGCCGCAUACGUCGCCAAGUGUGAAGAAGAGCUCAAGAAGGCCAUGUCAGUGACGGUGGAGCAGUACAAGAGACGCAGAAUCAUUGUUACGAAUAUCGCGGCUGAUGCCGAUUGGGAGGACGUGAGGCGUGCGUUCGAACCGUACGGAUUUUGCACUGUUCAAAUGAAGGAAGCUCGCCACCCGAAGAAUGGCACUCAGGCCGCCUCGAUCCAGUUCGAAAGCGAGGAAUUGGCGCUCCACAUCGCUCAGAAUGCCCGCCUGUAUAUCUUCGGUUUGGGUAUCCGCAUGUACUAUGCUCCCGACGUCGACUACACUCGCGACAUCUUCGAUCUGCCAGCUUGAAUGAUCACUAG
Westerdykella ornata is the source of this 976-nucleotide messenger RNA. RefSeq lists its product as uncharacterized. Bases 240 to 965 code for a protein of 241 amino acids. Lineage: Eukaryota; Fungi; Ascomycota; Dothideomycetes; Pleosporales; Sporormiaceae. The transcript has 5 exons. The record is from RefSeq and is a predicted model, not a curated record. Gene Ontology annotation, molecular function: RNA binding.